AUGGAUCUAGGCCCAUCUAUUCCCGCCGCUCAAGCAUCACAUCUCCUUUCCUCCUUUACAACCUUUCUGACCCUCACUCUUCACACCCUCCUCUACCACCGCGGACUCUACCCUGCAACUACUUUCCUCACUGCACGUGCCCUUAACCUCCCCAUCCACCAGUCUCGCCAUCCUGGCCUCUGCACUUGGAUAAACGAUGCUGUCUCUUCUGUAGCAGCACAGCUGCGAAAAGGGACUGUGCGUCGUAUAGCCAUUGUAAUGCAUGCUGCAAAGACGUUUGAUGUACUUGAACGUUGGGUAUUUGACGUUGAGACGUUUCCUAUUGGCUGGGGUGAUAGGGAGGAGAGGAACUAUAACCCUGCGUUGGUUGAGGGUGUGGAUGAGGAGGGUGGUGUGAAUUGGACGGAUGUAAACGAAGCUUUGCGGGGAGCUCUAAGGCGCAUUUCGCAUGCAGCUGAGAUGAUGUCUGCUUUGCCUGAAGGCAGCACUUUUACACUUGCCGUUGAGCUACGUGACGAAGCAUCUGCACCAAUAGGGCAUCCGCAACAUUGGAUACCUUCCCAACCAAACCUUCAACCACCAACAGACACCUCUUUGACUCAAGGUUCGGCUAUUGGCGGCCAGAACACAACGCCAAUCCGCUCUGUCAAAGCUGGACCUCUCUUUUUUGAGUGUUGGAUCGAGCAAAACGACUUGGAAUGA
This is a messenger RNA of Fusarium venenatum, 702 nucleotides long. RefSeq names its product HORMA domain-containing protein. Lineage: Eukaryota; Fungi; Ascomycota; Sordariomycetes; Hypocreales; Nectriaceae. Gene Ontology annotation, cellular component: zeta DNA polymerase complex. The record is from RefSeq and is a predicted model, not a curated record.